AUGAAAGACGCAGGCGCGCACGCCGAGCCUCGCGAUUACCCCGUCGUGAAUGACCUUGUCAAGGAGGUCGCUGGAAGCCCAAACUGGAGGCGCCCACUGCUUUUGAUUGUCGGGGGCGCAAGCCCUGGCAAGAGCAUGCGCGGUGGCUCCGUCUUGCAGAAGGUGGCGGGGGCCCUCGAGCUCCUGAAGAAGGAGUUCUUGGAAGUCACGGUGGAGGAAGAUGGGCACUUAGACCUGGCCAGGUUCGACAUGCAGGCGCACGGCGGCGUCUUGCUCGACGGCGUCGCCGACGCACUUCUGUUGAAAAAGUUCCGGGGGGGGCCCAGGGAAGCCAUUGUGGCCACCGUGGACCUCUCCGCCGACAACCUGCACCUGCUCCACACGGACCACUGGCCCUCAGAACCGCGCAAUGUCAAGGCGCCCAGGCUCACUGGCCCGAGCUGGCAGAACGGCGACGACGACGCGGCAGCUGCGCAGCAGGCGCCCAGCAGGCACGACGAGAUGAAGGCGUGGAGCGCCAAGACGGUCCUCAGAGCUAAGGGCGACUUCUCGGCGGGCGCCUGA
This is a messenger RNA of Prorocentrum cordatum, 564 nucleotides long. NCBI's taxonomy places the organism in Eukaryota, Dinophyceae, Prorocentrales, Prorocentraceae. The record is from the annotation of a GenBank genome assembly.